UCUCAUGCCAAUCACUUUGCAAUAUUUAUAAUUCCCCAGGGAAGAGAAACAGAGUGGCUGUUUGGUUCUGAACCUGGACGGAGACAAUUGGCUAGAAGCGUUGGAUUCCGUCGUCUGAUAAUCGUGGCCUUGCAUAGGGAUCAGCACUUUGAAAGCAUGGAUUCUAUUCAGUCAGAGCUGUCUGCUAAAGUUCUAGAACUAGCUCCGUCAGGAUUGGCAGAUAACCAGCAGAUCCCAUUUCUAUCGGCUGGCGGAGAUAUAGGAACCCGAACAGUGCAGUAUCGUGGACGGAGUGAACUGAGUGGGGAAUACGUAGUUGAGGAUGCCCGAGGGGAUGGAACUAGCUACUUCAGGCGUCUUAUAUUCCUCAAUAACCAAAAUGUGGUGCAAUCUGAGGCCAGACUACUGCCAAGUGCCACCCAAAAAGGACAGAAAAAGAAGAAAAAAGACAAGAAGAAACAGCAGCCAGCAGACAAAGGAGAGUCUCAGGCAUCUCUUAUUAUUGACAAAAGCUUCUUGUGCUGUGAACAUCACAAAGUAAUGAUCUCAGGACUGGCACUGCUCCGCAAUCCAGGAGUACUUCCAGACCAGCACAUCUCUGUAUUGGUGGUAGGACUGGGAGGAGGCAGCUUAUCCCUUUUUAUCCAUGACUAUUUCUUGGGUUCACGGGUUGAAGCCAUUGAAAUUGACCCUUCUGUGUUGGAAGUGGCCACCAGUUGGUUUGGCUUCAGUCAAGAUGAGCGUAUGAAUGUUCAUUUAGCUGAUGGAUUGGUUCAUAUCAACAACUUCGCAGACAAAGAUAAAGCUGCUUAUGAUGUGGUAAUGUUUGAUGUGGACAGUAAGGAUACCAGUCUUGGCAUGAGCUGUCCACCACCUGCUUUUGUGGAGAAAGGUUUUCUUCAAAAUGUACACAAACUCCUCAAGAAUGAUGGGAUCUUCAUUUUGAAUCUGGUGUGCCGUGAUGCCGUUUUGAAAGAACAAGUGAUGAGAGUCAUUCAUGAAGUUUUCCCUCUAAUUUAUGCUCAGAAGAUCGAGGAUGAAGUGAAUGAAAUCUUAUUUUGUUGCCCCAAUUCUGAACUGAAAAUUAACCUGACAGAUCUAAUGGAAUCAGCUAAAAACUUGGAGAAACAGUUAAAGAGGCCCGGAGUUCUCUGGGAUGAGACCUAUAUCCUGGCGGAAAUGUUCAAGUCAAUACAAAUAGUUUGA
Staurois parvus is the source of this 1206-nucleotide messenger RNA. The record is from the annotation of a GenBank genome assembly. Lineage: Eukaryota; Metazoa; Chordata; Amphibia; Anura; Ranidae.